AUGUCGCCCAAAGUGUACACCAUAGUCGUGAAACUCGGUACAUCGUCGCUUGUAGACGAAGUUACACGAGAGCCUCGGAUAGCCAAUAUGUCGCUCAUAGUAGAAACCAUCUCCAAGCUUCGUCGUCAGGGUCACAAGAUAGUGAUAGUAUCUUCUGGAGCAAUAGCCUUUGGAAUGAAGCGUAUGAGCAUGGAAAAGAAGCCCAGCAAACUUGCUGCUGUUCAAGCGUUAGCCUCGAUUGGUCAGGGACGGCUAAUAGGUCUUUUUGACGAUUUGUUCAGACAGUUGGACCAGAGAAUCGCGCAGAUCUUAAUCACUAGAAAUGACAUUAUGGAUUUUACCCAGUAUAGAAAUGCCCGCAACACGUUGAAUGAGUUGCUCGACAUGGGAGUUAUUCCUAUUGUUAACGAAAAUGAUACGUUGUCAGUGGCGGAAAUCAAGUUCGGUGAUAACGAUACGCUUUCAGCCAUCACCGCUGGAAUGAUCCAUGCCGAUUACCUAUUCUUGAUGACGGACGUGCAGUGCUUGUACACGGACAAUCCCCGUAGUAAUCCUGAUGCUAAGCCCAUCUUGUUAGUGGAUAAGAUCGACGACUUGGCUGUGAAAACAGACACCGACAGUGGGGCAGGAUCUCAAGUUGGGACAGGUGGCAUGACUACGAAGCUCAUCGCAGCAGAACUAGCAACAAACGCCGGAGUUACCACCAUCAUCACCUUGUCGAGUCAGCCUUACUACAUUCUAGAUAUUGUGAAAAACAUUCAGAGCACAGCUACGGAGCAUUUGACGAUAGAGGAACAGAUACAGCAGAUGGAAAAAGACAUAGAUAGCAACAAGAUUCCUUUACAUACCCGUUUCCAAGGUCUUCCCAGAAACACUCAGAUCAAGUCAGACCGCAAGUUCUGGAUCUUGCACGGGUUGAAGACCAAGGGUGACAUCAUCAUUGAUGAGGGCUGUUUCAAGGCUCUCACGCGUAAGGACCGAGCUGGGCUCCUCCCAGCAGGAAUCAUCGAUGUGAUAGGCACUUUCCAUGAAAGUGAAUGUGUCUCCAUCAAGGUUGUUCCUACGAGGACUUCACCUGUGGAUGAAGCUAUCGAAGUUGGACAUUGUAGAGUUAACUACGCUUCGUCUGAGAUCUUGAAGAUAAAGGGCUUACGAAGCAGUCAGAUCGAAUCCACCUUGGGCUAUGCUGAUUCCGAGUACGUGGCUCACAGAGACAACAUCGCCUUUCCACCGGUGUUGCCUCCAUCUUCAGAGAACCUUGCCAGUUUGGCGUUGUCUGAAAAUGAAAAUCAUAAUCACUACCAUAAUCAUCAUAACCACAAUCACAAUCAUGAAAGGGAUUAA
Messenger RNA from Scheffersomyces stipitis CBS 6054, 1344 nucleotides. It is a transcript of the gene PRO1, whose product is annotated as glutamate 5-kinase. Gene Ontology annotation, molecular function: glutamate 5-kinase activity; ATP binding; RNA binding. Lineage: Eukaryota; Fungi; Ascomycota; Pichiomycetes; Serinales; Debaryomycetaceae. The record is from RefSeq and is a predicted model, not a curated record. Gene Ontology annotation, cellular component: cytosol; cytoplasm. The transcript has a single exon. The coding region runs from base 1 to 1344 and encodes 447 amino acids.